AUGGGGGCGGGGACCAGGCCGUCCGCGAUAGCUGCGGCGGCUCUGCUCGCCGUCGCCGCCUGCUGCGCGGCGCUCCUCGUCGCGGCCGCGCCGCCGCAAAGCCACCAGCCGCAGCAGCACAAGCACGUCAGGAUCUCAGGGAACGCCGGCGACGUGCUGGAGGACGACCCGGUGGGGAAGCUCAAGGUGUUCAUCUACGAGAUGCCGAGGAAGUACAACCAUUACCUGCUCGAGAAGGACAACCGGUGCCUCUACCACAUGUUCGCGGCGGAGAUCUUCAUGCACCAGUUCCUGCUGGCGAGCGCGGUGCGGACCAUGAACCCGGAGGAGGCCGACUGGUUCUACACCCCGGUGUACGUGACGUGCGACCUGACGCAGCAGGGCUUCCCGCUGCCGUUCCGGGCUCCCCGGAUCAUGCGGAGCGCCAUCCAGUACAUCGCGGCGACAUGGCCGUACUGGAACCGGACCGAGGGGGCCGACCACUUCUUCCUCGCUCCCCAUGAUUUCGGGGCGUGCUUCCACUAUCAGGAGGAGAGGGCUAUCGAGAGGGGGAUCCUGCCGCUGCUCCGGCGCGCGACGCUGGUGCAGACGUUCGGGCAGAGGAACCAUGUGUGCAUGCAGGAGGGGUCCAUAACCAUUCCUCCCUACGCCAACCCGCAGAAGAUGCAGGCUCACCUCAUCUCCCCCGGCACCCCCCGGUCCAUCUUCGCCUACUUCCGCGGCCUCUUCUACGACAUGGGCAACGACCCCGAGGGCGGCUACUACGCCAGGGGCGCGCGGGCGUCGGUGUGGGAGAACUUCAAGGACAACCCUCUGUUCGACAUGUCGUCGGAGCACCCGUCGACGUACUACGAGGACAUGCAGCGGGCCAUCUUCUGCCUGUGCCCUCUGGGGUGGGCGCCGUGGAGCCCGCGGCUGGUGGAGGCGGUGGUGUUCGGGUGCAUCCCGGUGAUCAUCGCCGACGACAUCGUCCUCCCCUUCGCGGACGCCAUCCCGUGGGAGCAGAUCAGCGUGUUCGUGGCGGAGGCGGACGUGCCGCGGCUCGACUCCAUCCUGGCGUCGGUGGCGCCCGAGGACGUGCUCCGGAAGCAGCGCCUGCUGGCCAGCCCGGCCAUGAAGCAGGCCGUGCUCUUCCACCAGCCGGCCAGGCCCGGCGACGCCUUCGACCAGGUGCUCAACGGGCUCGCCCGCAAGCUGCCGCACCGGGAGGGCGCGUUCCUCAAGCCCGGCCAGAAGGUGCUCGACUGGAACGCCGGCCUCGACAGCGACCUCAAGCCGUGGUAG
Messenger RNA from Triticum turgidum subsp. durum (durum wheat), 1284 nucleotides. Lineage: Eukaryota; Viridiplantae; Streptophyta; Magnoliopsida; Poales; Poaceae. The record is from the annotation of a GenBank genome assembly.